UCUCCGUUGAAGACGUUUUCCUUGAGUUUAGGGCCAAUGGAGCUGUCGAGGAACGGUCUGCUCAGAUUUGGGAGGCCAUCGCUAAGCUUCAUGAUGGUUAGAUAAUGAUGGUGGCUUGGUUCACGGUGACCUGAGAGAGGAGGAUCAGGCCUUGGAUGUUUGCACAUGUACACUCCUCUGUUUUGUUGAUUAGUAAGAUGCCAUUUCUGUCAAUUCUAAGGUUUCAAUGUGCGUUGGCUUAUAUGUUUGUGGGAUGAGACUUGAUGAAAUGUACUCCCUCCUCUGUUAUAAAAAAAAUCCAUCUUUUAAAAAAAUUAUUUGUUUAAAAGAUAUAUAUUUUGUACAUUUUCAAUGAAUAAUGGUAAAUUGUAAACUUUUUAAAAAUUAAUUGUUUUUAUUUGAAUUUCUAAUUGUUAAAACUAUAGAAAAUCGUUAAUCACAAAAAUAAUGCAUUUUCUAACCAAAAUUAAUUUUUUUAUUAAUUUGUUUAAAAACUCUAAAACUUGUAUUUUUGAUACGGAGAGAAUAUAACAUAAGACUCCAGAUUAGCAACAGUUAUGGUUAAGAAAGUUACUAUAUUUAUCAACCAACUGAACAAACAUAUGAUAAAUAAAGAAUGUUACAACAUCCUUCUAUUUUGAGCAUAUAACGGUCUCUAAAUAAUCAGUUUUUGUAUAUAAGGAAAAAUGAGAUGAACUCAAAAAAUAAAGACAGUUUACAAAAAAAAAACCCCUAAAAGCAAAGGAGAAAUGGGAAACAAACUGAUUUUUGGAGCCUUAUUAUGUCUGUGCCUUGUGAUACAAACCACCAGCCACGUUGAGAACCCUCUGAUUAACCAUUAUGCUGAUUACGAAGCGGUUCAUCCCAGCGAAUACUACAGCUCAGACUUCGAACUGAAAGAUGGAACCAACGUGAUCUUCGAAGCUAUCAACGAGCUGAAAGGGAUCAAGAAACCAAAAGCUGGGUUCCAGUGCAGCAUUGGUCGGAAACACUGGACUAGGUCUCUUCCAGGAGACGUGUUUUUCGCCAAGUUCUUCUUUUACUCUGUUAACCCGAACGCAAAGGUUGUUAACCGGUGCCAUUUCCGGUCUAGUUUGGGUUAUGUUAAUCUUGAUAUUGAGAUAACUCCUGCGCUUGGAAGUCGAUGUCCUGGUUAUAGAUGUGUUUUAGCGAUAAGGCGUGAAGGUCUUUUGAUGAAAGAUACUAAUGAGCUUUUUCAUUGGACUCCUUGGCCUCAUCGCCACACUCAACCUAAGUUGCCCAAGAUGAUCAACAAGUGA
This is a messenger RNA of Brassica napus (rape), 1280 nucleotides long. RefSeq lists its product as uncharacterized. The transcript has a single exon. Lineage: Eukaryota; Viridiplantae; Streptophyta; Magnoliopsida; Brassicales; Brassicaceae. The record is from RefSeq and is a predicted model, not a curated record. The coding region runs from base 750 to 1280 and encodes 176 amino acids.